AUGGCGAAUCAGACUGCAUCACUGAUUGAAGAGAAUCAACAAUUAAAAGCCAAAAUUCAAGAGCUAGAAGAUGCACUGGCUAAGAAAUCAGCACAACACCGUGUUAAGAUUACCACGAUGAGUUCGGAAGUUGUCGAUAGCAACCCUUACAGUCGAUUAAUGGCUCUUAAACGGAUGGGAAUUGUUAAAAAUUAUGAAGAUAUUCGACAUUAUACUGUAGCUAUAGUGGGUGUUGGUGGCGUUGGAAGCGUUACUGCCGAAAUGCUAACAAGAUGUGGCAUUGGAAAGCUCAUUCUAUUCGAUUAUGAUAAAGUUGAAUUGGCGAAUAUGAACAGGCUAUUCUUUCGGCCUGAUCAGUCGGGAAUGAGCAAAGUUGAAGCUUCUGAAGCUACUCUUCGGGAUAUAAACCCAGAUGUUGAGUUUGAAACGCACAACUAUAACAUAACCAAAGUCGAUAAAUAUGAUCACUUUGUUGGUAGGAUAAAGAGUGGUGGUCUACAAGGUAAACCUGUCGAUUUGGUUUUAAGUUGCGUCGACAAUUUUGAAGCUAGGAUGGCAAUCAAUAUGGCUUGUAAUGAAAUAAAUCAAAUGUGGAUAGAAUCGGGCGUAAGCGAGAAUGCAGUUUCUGGACAUAUCCAAGUUGUAAUUCCUGGACAAACGUCUUGCUUUGCUUGUGCUCCUCCUCUUGUUGUCGCUGAUAAUAUUGAUGAGAAAACCCUGAAACGUGAAGGAGUCUGUGCUGCGUCGUUGCCAACUACUAUGGGAAUCGUUGCCGGCUUUCUAGUGCAAAAUACUCUAAAGCACCUAUUACAAUUCGGAUCUGUCACGCACUACUUAGGUUACAAUGCUAUGAAAGAUUAUUUUCCUACCAUGGCUUUGAAGCCUAACCCUCAUUGUGAUGACAGUUUCUGCUUGAUACGUCAGGAAGAGUAUCAACAAUAUUUAGCCGAAAAUCCUCCGGAGGCGGAGUCGGAAGAUCCAACUGAAGACGUAGUUCAUGAAUCUAACGAAUGGGGAAUCACAUUGGUUGAUGAAACCCCAGAAUCGGAAAAGAAGGAAGAACUUGAUCCUGAUUUAGCUAAAGGAUUAGCACGAGCGUACGAUAUGCCAUCUGUGGAACAAGUAAGGAUCUUAGUAAAGGACUCGACUGAGUCGCAACAGGAAACUGAAGAACCGGUCUCCCUAGAAGAAUUACAAAGUAGAUUGAAAGGUCUCUAG
Trichoplax adhaerens is the source of this 1218-nucleotide messenger RNA. RefSeq lists its product as uncharacterized. Gene Ontology annotation, biological process: protein ufmylation. Lineage: Eukaryota; Metazoa; Placozoa; Uniplacotomia; Trichoplacea; Trichoplacidae. The record is from RefSeq and is a predicted model, not a curated record. Bases 1 to 1218 code for a protein of 405 amino acids. Gene Ontology annotation, molecular function: UFM1 activating enzyme activity. Gene Ontology annotation, cellular component: cytoplasm; cytosol. The transcript has 13 exons.